AAGCUGUACUGUUACCUUCACAGGUGAAGCCGAUAAGAAAACACUGAUUUCAUGAUGGGCUCCAUCACUGCAGCAAAUGCAGAAUUUUGUUUUGAUGUAUUCAAAGAGGUGAAGGUCCACCAUGCCAACGACAACAUCUUUUAUUCCCCUCUGAGCAUCAUUUCAGCCCUGGCCAUGGUCUAUAUCGGAGCAAGAGGUAAUACUCAAUCUCAGAUUGAGAAGGUUCUUCACUUUGAUAACGUUACAGGAGUUGAAGACACUACUGAUUCCCAGUGUGGCACUUCUGAAUACAUCCACGAUUCAUUCAAGGAUAUUCUCUCAGACAUCACCAAGCCAAAUGCUACAUACUCCCUCAAGAUUGCUGACAGACUCUAUAUUGAAGAAACAUACCCCAUUCUUCCAGAGUACUUAAAGUGUGCAAAAAAAUUCUACAAAGCAGAGCUGGAAGAAGUUAACUUCAAAACAGCUACAGAGGAAGCAAGACAGCUCAUUAAUUCCUGGGUGAAUAAAGAGACAAAUGGACAGAUCCAAGAUUUCCUUGAACCAGGCUCCAUUGAUCUUGAUACUGCACUGGUCCUUGUGAAUGCCAUUUACUUCAAAGGGGUAUGGAAGACAGCAUUUAAAGAAGAACAUACUCGGGAGGUGCCCUUCAAUGUGACAGAGGAAGAAAGCAGACCUGUGCAAAUGAUGUGUCAGAACAGUACCUUCAAAGUGGCAGUGGUGGCUGCAGAGAAAAUGAAGAUCCUGGAGCUUCCGUAUGCCAGCGGGAAGCUGAGCAUGUUGGUGCUGCUGCCUGAUGAUGUCUCUGGCCUGGAGCAGCUUGAGGACAAAAUCAGCUUUGAAAAACUCAUGGAGUGGACCAGUCCCAAUGUGAUGGAAACAAAGAGAGUGAAAGUGUACCUCCCACGCAUGAAGAUUGAGGGAAAAUAUAACCUCACAUCUGUCCUAGUGGCCUUGGGUUUGACUGACCUGUUCAGCCCUUCAGCCAAUCUAUCUGGCAUCUCUUCAGCAGAGAGCAUGAAGAUAUCUGAGGCCAUCCAUGAGGCAUACAUGGAAGUCAGUGAAGAGGGCACUGAGAUGUCUGGCUCAGUGGAUGUGAUGGGAGACAUCCCACAUUCCUCUGAGUUUGAAGAGUUUAGGGCUGACCACCCAUUCCUUUUCUUGAUCAAACACAAUCCAACCAAUAGCAUCCUCUUCUUUGGUAGAUAUUGUUCCCCCUGAAGAAAGAAAGAGCUGGAAAUAAUGCUUGUGUUCCCCUCAGAAACAGACCCCCUUUACUGUAGUAUUGUAGUUUAAUCUCAUCUCUUCAUUAUUUUCUCUAAGUGGAAAGCCUUCAAUAUCUAGGGAGAUAUUCUUGAUGAAGUGUGUGACUUUUUGGAUCUUUAGGUGCAGGUAUUUCUGCUCACACGCUUGUAUUCAAGAUUUAUUGCCAGGAUUGAAGGAGAAUUUCGGGACGUAGCUUAGGAUCCCCAUUGUCAUUGAAUAACUUGAGAGACAGGGCCAGUGUUUAGAUUUUUGUGAGAAAUCCUGACACUAUUAAUGAGAUUCUGUCUUCUCUGUAGGAGUUCUGUGAAAUAA
This is a messenger RNA of Athene cunicularia (burrowing owl), 1578 nucleotides long. Its product is annotated as ovalbumin-related protein Y-like. The coding region runs from base 52 to 1221 and encodes 389 amino acids. Gene Ontology annotation, molecular function: serine-type endopeptidase inhibitor activity. Lineage: Eukaryota; Metazoa; Chordata; Aves; Strigiformes; Strigidae. The transcript has 8 exons. The record is from RefSeq and is a predicted model, not a curated record. Gene Ontology annotation, biological process: negative regulation of endopeptidase activity.